GGACGGCAGUUCCGCAUUCCUGCGCCCUCCCAGACAUGAUCAGUACUUAAACGGGCUGAUGCAACGACUUUUAGUCCCCAAACCUACAUCCGAUUCACAACUCCCACACCCUCCCACAUUACUGCGGAUUUUGGACGCAUAACAGGUGUGAUUGCAGAUUGAAAUAACCAGAAGUCAUGAUGCUUAUUUACAGCGUCCAAACCCAACUGCACCAUUGAUAGAAGAAGACUGCCAAUUUGUCUCUGACGGCGGUGGCGGCCGGGUCGGACAUGAUGCCGGGACAGAUACCUGACCCCUCGCUGGCGGCAGGCUCCCUGCCCAGCUUGGGCCCGCUGGCGGGCAUCUCGGCCACCACGCUGACCGAUCAACUCAAACUGGCUGAUUUCCGCCAGCUGGGUGCCAUGCUCUCCCCGCUGCAUUUCCUGGGGAGGCUGGGCAAGAGGCCGCUGACUAUCAAGACAGAGAUGGAUGAGGAUGAGGAAAGGAGGAAACGAAGAAGAGAGAAAAACAAAGUGGCAGCAGCGAGAUGCCGAAACAAAAAGAAGGAAAGAACUGAUUUCCUUCAAAGGGAAUCGGAGCGCCUGGAAAUGGUGAACUCGGAGCUAAAGGCCCAGAUCGAGGAGCUGCGCUUAGAGAGGCAGCAGCUCAUGGUCAUGCUCAAUCUGCACCGGCCCACCUGCAUCGUGAGGACGGACAGCGUCAAAACACCCGAGAGCGAGGCCAACCCCCUGCUGGAGCAGCUGGCUACUGAGGCCAAGUGAAACCAGGAAUUAAAAAAAAAAAAAAAAACACAAAAUCUUUGGAACCCAAACUAGCUCCACCAUGGCAGCCAUUUUGAAAUGAAAACAAGAAACGUAACUGGCAAUACAUUUCGAAAUAAGCACUUGAGCUCCAAGCUGGAGACUUUCGGAGACUCUGCCCAAAGACCUGAGGUUGUCAGGCUUCCUCAGUAUUGCUACAUGAGCUGGCUCUAUCCAUUGGAGGACUGGAAAAAUCCAGUUUCAUCUCUGCAUUAAGUGUUGUUGUUGACACCCGCUGUGCCUCGUUGUUACUUCAACCAUCUCUACAGAAAGGGACCGAUGGAAAAGAUAGUGUACGACUGGAAACAACAUUGAGAAAAGACACUAAUAUCAAUAUGGUGCUCUGUUACAAAAAGCCCUGAGUAGGUUUGUAUGGCAUUGUUUUGAUGUAGAGGCCCACAAAGGCUUAGUGUUCUGCAGUUUUCCUUUGUAUGCUAGCUGAAAUAUACAGGGGUAGUGUUUUUAGGAUUGGAUAAUCGAUACAUGUACACCAGAUGGAAUAGAGUUUUUGUUUUUAUAACAUUGAUUUUUAUACCCUGCCUUGACGAUGGCAGUUAGCGGUUGAUCCGAUCCGUGGUGACGCUGGCGUCAUGAAAAGCACAUAUACACAAAAUGUUUACACUCUUGUUUUAUUUGCCUUGUUGUCUGUCCAUUAUUGUACUUGUUUUAUACUGCUUUAUAUACAUAAACAUAUAUGAAAUGCU
Molecule: messenger RNA, 1504 nt
Organism: Myripristis murdjan (pinecone soldierfish)
Lineage: Eukaryota; Metazoa; Chordata; Actinopteri; Holocentriformes; Holocentridae
Product: jun dimerization protein 2-like
Exons: 5
Coding region: 270-761 (163 amino acids)
Biological process (GO): regulation of transcription by RNA polymerase II
Cellular component (GO): nucleus
Molecular function (GO): RNA polymerase II cis-regulatory region sequence-specific DNA binding; DNA-binding transcription factor activity, RNA polymerase II-specific
Source: RefSeq, a predicted model, not a curated record